CUAACAGAAGAUCCAACGGCUGCUCGCCAACGCAGGCCGUGAUUUGCAGUCGCUUUAGAUUGAGAACUUGGCUUUGCUUUUCUCCUUCAUUCUUUGAAUAAUAUUCAGAACAUCAUAAUCACUUCACCAACUAGUACCAUCAACAUUCAACAAAACUAUCUUCUUCUAAAACCAUGGGUGCAGAUGAGAGUAGUUGUAGCUCAUCAUCGCUGAAUCACAGCUGUAUCAACGAUAUGAUGAUGGUUGCUGAGGAGGAGUCUCUUGAGUCGAGCAGAAAGAGGAAACUGCCAGCUGAAGAAUCAGACUUGUUACCCUUAUCAAAACACUUGUGUCUGGAGCAGCAACAAGCUUCUCUUCCUGAUUCUACAUGUCCAUCCUCAGAUAUUGAAUCUGCAGAGUGUUCUUAUGCUAUGGAAGACACAAAAACCGGUGAUGAGACCUCUUCUUCUGCAUCUGUGUGCAUGUCUAAAGACUCUUCUUAUUCAACCGGAAGAUCAAGUUGGAGAUCUGGUUAUGCAGCAUCAGGCAUAGACCAAUGCUGUUCCAAAGUUAAUGACAAAAUACAAGAAUAUGUUGAAGACCUGGAGUUCAUUUGUUCCGAGUUUGCGGUUGAAGAGCUUAUAGGCAGUGAAGAUUCGAAUCCAGAAGGCUCUUACACUCUUUCUUCUGCACGGUGGAGUGUAAGCAACCAAGAUUCAGAGGAAGCUACAAAGAAACCAACUAUUGAUAAAGAGUUUGAGGAGUAUUUUUCAACACUUAUGAUGUAAAACAAAGAAAUGCUACUACAUAUCUAUCACUAGUCCCUGCAAUAUUAUGUAAAUAUUUCAACAUGACAAUGGUUAAGUAUUUGUCUUGUUCAUUGUUCAUUUCCUUACUCCCGCAAAUUUAACUUAAGAAACACUUUCACAUAUCACUACAUAAACAAAACAGAGUUUCAAAUCACACAUUCAAUUUCCAACAACAUGAAAAACACAAUCCAAGAACCAAACCACAGUUCCUUGUCUGAAUAAAACCUAACGAAAAGAAACACAAUUCGAUUUCCGAGAAUCUCAGUUUUUUUCUUAAACGAUGCACAAAAGGGAAGAUGGAGACUAAAAUCUAGUCUCAGAGAGCAACAAUACUACACUGCAAAUGGGAAAACAUGUAUCUACAAAAAGACAAGCAAAUCAAACCCUAGAUCGAAAUUAAAAAAGAAACACAAGAAUGAAAUCUUAAGCGCAUGCUUCUCGUCGAGGAUGUGCAUAGAACAGAGUCUCCAGAUCCGGCGGCUGAAAGUAACCAUUCCUCGGCGGAUCUCGUUUCCUCACCACCAUUGAUUUCUUCCUCGGCGGCGGUGGACAAACCAACGACACCGGAAUCCUAUACUUGGUGCUUCUCGGCGUCGUACACCCUUCCUCCGUCAUCUCUGCACUCCUCAUCUCCACCACCUCCUCCAUUCUCUCCUACUCUUUAGAUCUCUCUCUCUUUCUCUCUCGAGAUUUCAAAAUCCAAAGGGCGGAAAAACUUUUGAAGUGUGAGAAGAAGCGGUUACUUGUUUAUUUAUAUAUAAUUAUAAUAAAAGUAAAUAGAUUUUAAUCAAAUCUUGAAAUUUUUUGGUUUCCUUUUAAAACAUUUCGAAAUUUCUGAAAUUUAGGAGGG
Molecule: messenger RNA, 1638 nt
Organism: Eruca vesicaria subsp. sativa (arugula)
Lineage: Eukaryota; Viridiplantae; Streptophyta; Magnoliopsida; Brassicales; Brassicaceae
Source: the annotation of a GenBank genome assembly